AUGUUCAGCCGGGGUUGCGGGGUUAGCGCAAUGAGACACCGCGACCUAGGCCCAGAGCAGGAAAAGGAACGGAGGCAAGUGUCGGUGCUGCAGACGUCGAUCCCACUGCCGGCGUCCGCAGCCGCUGUUCGCCGCGCCCCGCCUGACAAGCGGCCACUGCCUGCCACACCGUCGCAUACAGGUGGCAAAAGUGGUCUGUCUGCAAGUUCCAGUCGUUCCACUAGCCCGCUGGGACAGGGAGCUGUCAGCUUUAUACCGCGUGCGCCAACUUCUUCAUCCGGAUCUCGACCUAACUCCUCGCUUCUAGUGCCCGGAAGUAAAAUCCCAUCGACAUUAUCACAAACUCAGCAGCACCAACAAUCACCGUCCAGUCAAAAUGGAACACCCACCAAGCAUUCCAUGCUCGACAAACUGAAGCUUUUCAAUAAAGACAAAAUAAGUAAUGAGAAACAAAGCAGCAAGAGUACUGCAGUAUCAAAACGAACCAGUUCAUCCAGUGGCUUCUCAUCAGCUAAAAGUGAAAGAUCCGACUCCAGUCUUAGUCUCAAUGAGUCUUCCAAUACUCCCAAUUCACAUAUCAAAUCUUCUAAUCUAGUAGGACCCAAAAUACGGCAACAAAGCGAUACUUUAUCAAAAGACAAGUCUGCAAAAAAUGUAAAAUCUAAGUUAGUUAAUUCUAAAUCCCCUAAAGAAUCUUCAACGAAUUUGAGCAAAGUUAACUCUAAAACAAGCAGUGACAAAUCGAGAAAUAGCCCGAAGCUUCCUGCUCGUGACAAGGAGUCUAAACUGGCUGCUCCGAAAUCUAUCAGUAAUACCAAACUAAACCAAAUCGAUGACCAUUCAAGGAAUUCUAACUCGAAGAUGGUGAAACUUUCCGGCAGUCAAAUGAGACUAAGCGAAAAACGAUCUGAAAGCAGAUCAGACAUUAAGAACCAUCAGAGUAACGAAAAUGUAUCACCACCAUCAAGUCAAGGAAGCCAGAACCAAGCAGCAGCUCAAAAUUUUGGCCCACAAACUGGCAUUCCAAAACCAACAGCUGCUGUGAAAGGAACUUUCAAAAUAGCGAAAGAUGAUAGACAUAUUAUACACAAAAGUACAAAUAGUCAAUUAAGUCCUAUACAAAGCAAUUCUAGUUUAAAUUCUACAAAUAACAUAAGUGCACUUCCAUUCAGUAGAGAACAGUCUAAUUUAAGUAAAGAUAUAACACAAAAACAGACUUUAGCUGUAUCGCCGAUGCCUGUUAAUGCGGGAAGUCAUACUCACACUUCGCAAAUGUCUGAAAGUUCCCAUUCCAAUUCUACUCAUAGUACUACAGGGCAGCAUUCUAAUUCCAGUGAUAGUAGCGUUAUAUACCGUCCUUCCAGUGAAUCUGGUUCAGAAAUAUCAAAAACUGCUACUAGUAACGCAAACAAAAGACUGGAUAUGAAUACUACUUAUAUAAAUGAAGUUAUCAAUGAAGCAGAGAUAUCAGAAAAAGAAGCAGCACAGAGAAGACCUUUGGAUAAGUCCGUUCCAAAACCGACAUUUGAUCAUAACAGAACAUUGACCGAGUUGAACAAAAGGAUGGAUGACAGUCGGUCUAGUACGCCAUCUCACGGUCGUGACAAUUCACUUGGUGACGACGAGAAUCCAAUGAUGAAUGUAUUACCCAUGAGACCAUUGUUACGAGGAUACAACAGUCAUCUGACGUUACCCAUGAGAACUUCGGGUUUAACGCAAAAGAAUAUUCCCGGUUAUCCUCAUCACGCCAACACAGUGAAAGCAAAUUUUGGCAGAGAAAAUAUGGGAUUGCGUGACCGUAUUAAUUACGGCCCCGGAUUUUCCAACCCGGAUUAUUGUGAUCUUGAAAUAGCUUCAGGAUACAUGUCAGACGGUGAUUGUUUACGACGAAUAAAUCUUGGAGAAAUGGAGUGUGCGAGAAAUAACGAUAUGAUGGAUGGAUAUAUGUCGGAAGGAGGCGCUUCGCUGUACGGUCGCCGAAUGAACUACCAGCAGCCUUCCCAGUUACAACAACUUGAUGAAAGACGCGGUGGUCGCAAUAGAGGCAUGGAAGGAGGUAGUGGCGUGGUCUACCGUGUGGUGGGGCGCACGCGCAGUAAGGCCGACUGUGGCCAACAGACUGAACGACAGCCGCCAGCGCCGCGGCAACAAGACACCACCUGGAAGAAGUAUACCGACUCACCUGGAGUUGGAGCUCCUCCAUUGAACCAGCCAGCACCAGCGCCGCCCAGCCCAUCACAUGGCAGGAAGGGAGAAAGGCGCGCUGGCCACCACUCGCCUCAGCAUCACAAGCGGGAGAAGCUGACUGCGGCCCAGCAGCUUGGAAUCGCACCGCAUCCACAGUAUGCUGCAUCGAAUUCUGGGCAACAUUCUUCAAGAAGUGGAGGAUCACAGCAGCUCCAGUCGCCAGGGGGUGGAUCCCGACCAUCUAGCGUGUCAAGCGGGGGCAACGGCAGCACUUGUUCUUCGAGUAAAGCUAAGGUGCCACAAAGCUUCGGCUACGUGAAGAGACAGAAUGGUGUUCAACCACCAGUACCACAGUCCAAUGGGCCACCACAACAUGGUGGAAGGACUGCUCAAGUUUCUGCUGUGCCAAGGACCAAAGUCAAAGUAUCGGGCGGUACACAAACAUGUACACAGGAUCUCCAAAUUCAUAAAAAUGGAAUCGGUCCGAAAUCAUUUUCUUUGGGUGGCACAGCAGCGGCGCAGCUCUCGGCUUCGGUCCGGGAGAGGUUGCUGGGGUCACAGUCACUGCCCAAACCGGGGACACAUGAGUUUGCUGCCCUCUUCCAUCAUCACAGGAUCGCACCUAGAGGUGGCAUUAAAAUAAGUGACGGCAGUCUUUCUGAUACUCAAACAUAUUCCGAAGUAAAAUCUGACUACGGGAUCCCGUAUGCGCCUUGGCUAAGACACAGGUCAACAAAAUCGGAGAAGCUUUACCCUUCAAUGCUGCAAAGAUCUUCGGAGAGCGAUUACGAGCCGUAUUAUUGUUUACCUGUACAAUAUGGACCAUCUGGACAAGGUCUGAACUACGGCGUGUCGGAGCCUCCAUCGCCAUCUCCGAGGUCAGCUCUAAGUCCGACGCAUCAGCCUGGCAAUGUGAUGCACACACCUCGACACUCACACCACUAUCCUAAAAAGAACGAUGAUGUGCACGGAUCCACUGCAUCAUUAGUGUCGACUGCAUCAUCCUUGGCUGCUGGCGCGGGAUCGGAGGAGAGGCAGGCACACGAAGUCCGGAAACUGCGGAGGGAACUAGCUGACGCUAAAGAAAAAGUGCACACGCUGACGACACAACUAACAACUAAUGCUCACGUGGUGUCUGCCUUCGAACAGAGUCUAUCCAACAUGACGCAACGGCUGCAGCAGCUCACGGCAACCGCAGAGAGAAAGGAUUCGGAGUUAACGGAGUUACGUCAAACUAUCGAAUUGCUGAGGAAACAAUCAAUACAAGCUGGGCUGACGACGGCUCAUAUGCAAUCCAUGGGUAUUCGGACGGACGGCGUGAAUGUCACCGGACCGGAGCCAGGCAAUCAAACGCAGUCGUCUCCCCAGCGUACAGCGCAGACGGGCAAUGGAGCAAUCACGCGACAUCUGUCCACCGAUAGUGUCUCAAGUAUCAACAGUCUCAGUAGUGGCUCCUCUGCACCGCAUGACAAGAAACACAAGAAGAAAGGCUGGCUCCGCUCAUCGUUCACGAAAGCUUUCUCGCGAAACGCCAAGAUAUCAAAGACGGCGAAGCACUCGUCCCUCGGGCAGUUGUCGUCACAAGACAGCUCCUCGGGAUCCCAUCACUAUGACGACCCGCACACGAUCCGAGAGGGAAGCAACGAGAACAGCCUCGAACAUUCCCAUGAGACACUCGACGUUAAGGACAAGCCGUGCCCGCAGGCCAAGACGGAAGACCAGACCAAAGAUAAACCAGACGAUUCUGGGCUAGUUGAUGAGUUGAAGAGGCAAUUAAGAGAAAAAGAUUUGGUGCUAACAGAUAUUCGAUUAGAGGCUUUAAGUUCAGCGCAUCAACUAGAAAGUCUUAAAGACACCGUCAUCAAAAUGAGGAACGAGAUGUUGAACCUCAAACAGAACAAUGAGCGACUGCAGAGGCUUGUGACGUCAAGGUCAUUAGCUGGUAGUCAAAGCUCGCUGGGUACUGGCGGCUCCGCUGUCGAGGAUCCAAGGAGGUUCAGCCUCGCGGACCAGGCUACGAUGCAUCAGGCGACGCUAGACAUGCAUUCGCAACCUCUAGACCUAGACUUCAACUGUAUGUCAUCGACCCCUACCAUGGAUUUCUCCAAAAAAGGCUCGCCUAAAUCGGGCAUGGUCGAACCCAUAUAUGGCAAUAAGGCCACAUGCGAGCUUAAUGAAAACAGCGAGACCCUAUUAGUAGCGCUGAAUGGCAGCAGCGAUUUAUUCGCGAACGGACUCAACGCGACAGAGCGGCUCAGCGGCGACUACGACAUUAACAGCGUGCUCCCGCCACCGAAAACACGCGAGCUAGCGAUAGGGGAAAGCUAUUCCGAUAUCGGUGUUGCAGACAGCCAGGGCGAUACGACUGAUGGAAAAAAGAUAGCUAUAGCCGUUUACUUAGGACAGCCGGAAACAUUCCAAAGAUAUUUUGAAGAAGUUCAAGACACGCUCACUGAAUCUGAAUGCAGAUUCUACGCCAAGCAAUCAGCGAGCUCAUAUAACAACCACUUUGAAAAGCAGUCCAGUUUUGACUCACCGCGACUGUCGCAAAACCGCAGCCCCGAAACUGAGACGCAAGACUACUCACAAAUAAAUAAGUCUAACACAAAUAGCCUUAAAAGCAAUAAAUCUACGCACAGUAGUUCGUAUAAGAACGUUUAUAAUAGUGAUUCGACAAUAAACUGUAACGAAUUCACCAUAGCUUACACUUAUAUAUCUGGCAAGACUACUUGGCAGAACUUAGAUUAUAUAGUUAGGAAGACUUUUAAAGAUUACUUGUCUAGAAUAGACUUGGGAACGAAUCUCGGUUUGAACACUGAUUCGAUAACAUCGUAUCACUUGGGCGAAGCGACGCGAGGCCCCGAAAUAGGUUUCCCUGAGCUGUUGCCCUGUGGUUAUAUUAUUGGCACUGUCAAUACGCUGUACAUCUGCUUAGAAGGAGUUGGAAGCUUGGCGUUCGAUAGUCUUAUACCAAAAAAUAUUGUAUAUAGAUAUGUUUCAUUGCUAUCGGAACACCGGCGAAUAAUUUUAUGCGGACCGAGUGGCACGGGCAAAUCGUAUCUAGCGGCAAAAUUAGCAGAGUUCUACGUACAGAAGACUCAACGUAGAGGCAACCCUGCUGAAGCUGUCGCUACUUUUAACGUUGACCGCAAAUCCUGCAACGAGCUACGCGCCUACCUGGCUAACAUCGCGGAGCAGUGCGGGGCUGCAGCGGCUGGGGAAGAAGCUGCUUUACCUUCAGUAGUCAUACUGGACAACCUCCAACAUGCCUCGGCUUUGGGAGAUGCCUUCGCUGGUCUCCUGCCUCCUGACAACAGAAAUAUGCCUGUCAUUAUCGGCACCAUGUCCCAAGCAACGUGCAACACAACGAACCUACAGCUCCAUCACAACUUCAGGUGGCUACUGACAGCCAACCACAUGGAACCCGUGAAAGGAUUUUUAGCUAGGUAUCUCCGUCGCAAGUUAUUCACCCUGGAACUGCGACUGGGUCGUCGUGAGCCAGCGUUAGCUGCGGUCUUGGAAUGGCUGCCCGGAGUAUGGUCCACGCUGAACGCCUUCCUUGAAGCGCACUCCUCAAGUGACGUCACUGUCGGCCCGAGGCUUUUCCUCGCCUGCCCCAUGGAUCUGGAGGCUAGUCAAGCGUGGUUCGCAGACGUAUGGAACUACAGCAUCGUUCCAUACGCGUCGGAAGCAGUUCGCGAGGGUAUUGCCCUCUACGGCAGACGACGACACGCCGCCAUCGACCCGCUACAGCAUAUCAAGUCCUCGUACCCCUGGAGAGAACCCAACCAUUCACAUACUCUACGAGCGAUCACAGUGGAGGAUAUUGGUAUUGAAGAAUCAAAUCAAGACUCCAACACAAAUAACAACCAGGAUCCUUUGUUGAACAUGUUAAUGCGACUACAAGAAGCAGCGAACUACAGCGGCAACCAAAGUCAGGACUCUGACAACGCGAGCAUGGAUUCGAAUCUCACUCACGACAGUUCCAUGGGCAACGAGCUAUAACGAGCCACGAACCGCCUUGACUGCAUCGUGACGUCACAAUACUCUAAGAAUUUAUACUACCCGCUGGUAUUCUGUGAUAUUGCUUUCAACACUCGUUUUCGUAGUUGAAAAUAAAAAGUAAUACCAGCAGUAAUUCCAUGCAGUGUAUGAACAAAACUGACGUUCCUUACAUGUGGAUUAUAAAUAUGAAUAUAAAGCCAAAUAUUUGCCAUAUGUACAUUAUUGAUAUUUAUUAUUUACUUAUUCUAAGUGUUAAUUUAGUUGCGAUUCUAUUAAUAAUUUUAGUUGUUUUUUUUUUCUAUAUUUUAUCGCUACAAUUAAAAGCGGUAUUUUAAAAUUAUUUUUAAAAGGUUUUACUCGGCAAUAUUUGUAUUUACUAGCAAAUAUCGAUAGCAUGAGUAUGUAAACCUUUAAUAAAUUCUGUUUUUGUUUCUUUUACAUACGGGAUGAUAUAAAUUCCACUCAUAAGUGAAUAAGAAAUAAUAACAGUGCCUGGAGCGAUGAUUUUUCCAUUUUUUUACGACGUAAUUACAAUGUUAGAUCUAAUACUGUUUAUAUGAAGCAUUGUGGCUUUUACUAUUGUUAUAUUUUUUCAAAGUUAGGAUAUAAACCGCAUUUGUAUUACUGAAUAUGUAACAUAUGAAAGUGUAAUUUUUAUACCAUUUUCAUAUUAAAAAUUUCAUGUACCUAAUAUAAAAUAUUUAAGUGUAAAUAUGUUUAAUAUAUUUUCAUUUUGUAUGCGAUUACACUAACCGCUAUCUAUCGUCAUAAACAGCGUUACUUUUGUAUAGAAAUGCGUAACAACUGUGUUACAGUGUUCGGUAUGGAUUGACUCGUGUGCAUAAGUGAAACGUGAUAUCUACAAUCUAUGCUUUACAGAAAAAUGUGAAAUAAAAAUCAUUAUAAAAAUCA
Molecule: messenger RNA, 7104 nt
Organism: Spodoptera exigua (beet armyworm)
Lineage: Eukaryota; Metazoa; Arthropoda; Insecta; Lepidoptera; Noctuidae
Source: the annotation of a GenBank genome assembly